Aegilops tauschii subsp. strangulata is the source of this 753-nucleotide messenger RNA. The record is from RefSeq and is a predicted model, not a curated record. Lineage: Eukaryota; Viridiplantae; Streptophyta; Magnoliopsida; Poales; Poaceae.
AUGCGCCAGGAUGCGAGGCCCCGUCGUGCAAAAAGAAAAGAAAAAACUGACGAGCGAGGGCAGUCUCGCUACGAGGACGAGAUUAGGAGAACCCACGCCCCAGCCGCCAUCGCCGCCGCCGAUCCCUUCGCCGUCGCCGAUCUAUUCGCUACGGCGCGACGGAAACCACGCCCUAGCCGCCAUCGCAGAUCCCUUUGCUGCCGCCGAGGUCCUGGAGGAGCCGCCGCCACCUUCAUUGCGGACCUCCAGGUCGCCGUCGGGACACCGCGGCAGAGGUUCGCCACGGCCGCCGUCGAGUUCCGAGAGGGGCAUGACCCCAGGGAGAUCUUCGUCGGGGUUGCCGCCGCCGCCGACGUCGCCUGCCGAAGGUGGGCUAAACCUCUCGUCCUCUGGCGACGAACAUCGCCUCCCGCUAGGGUAUGCGGGCGACAAUCGUUACUCAGCGCCAGCAGGUCGCUGCCCCGUCCUCCAAUUGACAAUGGUAGCAUGCUUAUGCCUUGGGGCAUGGUGUCGCGGGUAGAGUGUGUGCUGCCAUGGCUGAACGAAGCAGCAGUCGGCUGUGCACACUGUCUGACUACUAUUGAUGUUGGUCUUUCAUGUAGGCUUGCCUUCAAAUAUCACGGCAAGGUAUGUGAUUUCUUAUACUGUAACAGACUGUACAAGUUCACUCUCAUAUACAAGGACCAUGAAAUUGGAUUGUGGCAUUACUUCAACUAUUUUAUGAAGUCCACUGAUUUUUUGAUGAAUAACUAA